Molecule: messenger RNA, 2292 nt
Organism: Tigriopus californicus
Lineage: Eukaryota; Metazoa; Arthropoda; Copepoda; Harpacticoida; Harpacticidae
Gene: fzr
Product: fizzy-related protein homolog
Exons: 7
Coding region: 178-1782 (534 amino acids)
Biological process (GO): positive regulation of anaphase-promoting complex-dependent catabolic process; positive regulation of ubiquitin protein ligase activity; anaphase-promoting complex-dependent catabolic process
Cellular component (GO): anaphase-promoting complex
Molecular function (GO): protein binding; anaphase-promoting complex binding; ubiquitin ligase activator activity
Source: RefSeq, a predicted model, not a curated record
CAACUUCUCCAGUUGUCAACCUCGAUCAACCUGGCUUCUGUCUUCUCCUCCAGCCUCCCUCCACUACAAAUCAAGCCAUCCUAGUGUACCCGUGUGGAGGUGUGGCGGAGGCGUGUUCGCCCUUUCGUCCUAGUGUGUUGUGUGAGGCGCCAGACUCAGUCUUGGGAGCCAGCCAAGAUGGCCUUCAGCAAUCGUCACGCUUUGGAUUUUCAGUUGCGUUUGUUACACGGGUCGCCGCAAAGCGAGCUCAAACGCCAGCGAUCGCAAGCCUUGAAUGCGGGUGGCUCGCCCGGAUCGGAUUCAGCGAUGAACAUGGCCGGAAGUCCGCAAGCUCAACAACGCAAUGAAAAUCAAAAGCCGUGGCCCAAUUCUCCCAACCCGCCGAACAGUCUGUUGGCGCGCAGUCCCCUAUUUUCGCCGUCCAAGAAAACACGGGAGAGGUAUUCGGACCGUUUCAUCCCGGCCCGAGCGGGCAACCAUUGGGAGACGGAUUUCAAUCUCGUCCAGGAUCGAGGAUUGAAUAGUCUAAGAAAGACCAACCGAGAUGCUUCGGAAGGCUCCAAGGACCAUUCUUUAUUGGUCUAUUCAUCCCUACUUCAAAACGAAAUCCUCGGGGCUUCCAUCGAAGAUUUCAAGGAUGUGAGUGACGAGCGCAGAGCCUUGUCCCCGGUGCCAGUCUCCCGCAAUCUUUUCUCGUAUCGCUCCAAACGGUCAGCUGUGAUCAACGAAGUGACAUCACCCUAUAGUCUAACGCCAAUUAGCUCCAAAUCCCAGAAGCUUCUCCGUUCCCCGCGAAAGGCAUCGCGCAAGAUCUCCAAGAUUCCCUUCAAAGUACUCGAUGCCCCCGAGCUGCAAGACGACUUCUACUUGAAUCUAGUCGAUUGGUCUUCGCAAAACGUGCUCAGUGUGGGAUUGGGUCCUUGUGUCUACCUGUGGUCUGCCUGCACGUCUCAAGUCACACGAUUGUGCGAUCUGACCCCGGAUAAUGACACGGUCACGUCCGUAUCUUGGUCGGAGAGGGGUAAUUUGGUGUCCGUUGGAACACACAAGGGCUAUGUGCAAGUUUGGGAUGUGGCUGCUUCCAAGAAGAUCAAUACCUUGGAAGGACACACUGCUCGAGUUGGAGCUUUGGCGUGGAAUGGAGACAUGUUGAGCUCCGGAUCUAGGGACCGAUUGAUCCUUCAGAGAGACAUCCGAACGCCCUCGGUGGCCCCCGAAAAGAGAUUGGCUGGACAUCGGCAAGAGGUUUGUGGACUCAAAUGGUCGCCGGAUAACCAAUAUUUGGCCUCCGGUGGCAACGACAACAAACUGUUUGUGUGGAAUCUCAGCUCAGACCAACCUGUGCACGCCUACACGGAACACAAAGCAGCUGUCAAGGCCAUCGCUUGGUCCCCACAUCAUCACGGCCUUUUGGCUAGCGGUGGAGGAACUGCGGAUCGUUGCAUUCGCUUCUGGAACACCCUAACGGGCCAACCGAUGCAAUCUGUGGACACAGGCAGCCAAGUGUGCAAUCUGGCAUGGUCGAAACAUGCCUCUGAGCUGGUUUCCACCCACGGGUACUCCCAAAACCAGAUCCUGGUCUGGAAAUACCCUUCAUUGGUGCAAGUGGCCAAACUCACGGGUCACAACUAUAGAGUGCUCUACUUAGCCGUCAGUCCAGAUGGUGAAGCAAUCGUGACUGGAGCCGGUGAUGAGACCCUGCGGUUCUGGAAUGUGUUUUCCAAGGCUCGAUCUCAGAAGGAGGCUAAAUCCGCCUUGAAUUUAUUCACAAGUAUUCGUUGAUUGGCUACGAAACUAGAAGAGAAAAAUUUCAAAAAAGAAACAUGGUCCAGAAAUGUCAGACGGAAUGACGAGACAAGAUGGAGCACGCGCUACCUCCCCUCCCAAAUCAUGAAACUCCCUUCCCCCUUGCUUCAUCGUAGAAGUGGGCGGGUGACCGAAACGUUGUAUUGUUAAGAAUCAUUCUUUGUUUCUUCCCGUGUUUACUUGUUUAAUUCCUUUUUUUGCAAUCAUGGUCCCUUCUUAAUCGUAAUCAUUGUUCCUCCUUCAAGUUUUUUUCUUGCCCUUUCCCCAAAACAAAAAAAAAUUGUUGUCUCAAUCUAUCGGAUGCUCUCUUUGUUUCUUGUCAGAGGCAUAGAAUUCUUUCAUUGGUUUAUUUGUUUGUAACGUAAUGUUUUGGCUAUGAAUAUCGGAGGAUUUAGCUCCAAUAACCCCCAUUUGUCUGGUGAUAAUAAUCGUAUGCAUCAUCUCACCUUACCCUGAUCAGCGAAUAAAACUGGCUUCAAAAUUUGA